GUCAUCCUGCCAUGAGUCCUUGCUAAUUGCCUGCAGUGGGAUGUGAAGGAGAGAGGCCAGGAUAUGUGUUUGGGGGUCUCACCAGUGCUUCCCAGAGACCCGUCUUCCCAUCCUGUGGCAAGUUUAGCCCCAGUUUCCCUAACUCUGACCCAUGGCUCUCCCUUGCUUUCAGGAUCUGCCUAGGGUCUUGCCAGACCUCCUGGACGCCAUGCUGGGGAACCUGCUGGCAGAGUCCCCAGACACCAACAGGCUCCACUACAUCUUGGAGCACAUUAACUACUGGAUCGUGUCCAGGAUGCCGCGAGAGAGAGCCAGGGCCGUUAAGAGCAGCACGGCCCUGCUCAGAUUCACCAUCACCCUCCCUGAGUUUGACAACUCAGCGGAAUUCCCCAAGAUGGGUCACCACAUGGCACAGCUGGCUCUGUCCGUCAGUGACCCAGCCAAGGACAUCAGCCGGCAGGCCAGGGAGGGGGUUUACCGGCUCUACCAGCUGCUGCUGCACCAGAGGGGUAAGGAACCCAGCUGGGAAAUGGCACCCGCUAGAAGAGUGAGACUGGGACCCCAGCCAAUUUCUCUCAGACUGACCCCGGCUGGAGGAUGAGUCUCUCUAUCUCUUUCUGUGUUCCACACCACGCCCUGCAAUUCUGUUGGGCCGGGCACGCAGCGAGGACUCUGCCCACUGUGCAGCCACCAAUGGGAUUGGAAGGACACAAGCCCUGCAACCAGAAGGACAAAUGUGUGUGUCUCUCUCCCUGUCACCUACUCCCUCCUGGGGGAAACCCAGCAGCU
Messenger RNA from Malaclemys terrapin pileata, 789 nucleotides. RefSeq names its product maestro heat-like repeat-containing protein family member 7. The coding region runs from base 152 to 601 and encodes 149 amino acids. Gene Ontology annotation, cellular component: cytoplasm. NCBI's taxonomy places the organism in Eukaryota, Metazoa, Chordata, Testudines, Emydidae. The transcript has 3 exons. The record is from RefSeq and is a predicted model, not a curated record.